This is a messenger RNA of Anopheles stephensi (Asian malaria mosquito), 772 nucleotides long. RefSeq names its product 40S ribosomal protein S26 (gene RpS26). Gene Ontology annotation, molecular function: mRNA binding; structural constituent of ribosome. NCBI's taxonomy places the organism in Eukaryota, Metazoa, Arthropoda, Insecta, Diptera, Culicidae. Gene Ontology annotation, cellular component: cytosolic small ribosomal subunit; ribosome. Bases 143 to 490 code for a protein of 115 amino acids. The record is from RefSeq and is a predicted model, not a curated record. The transcript has 3 exons. Gene Ontology annotation, biological process: translation.
CUGUCAUCAAGUUUGAUCGAUUUUCUGUGUUUGACAUUGCCGCUGUCAACGCAAAACGUCAACUCGGACAGGCUGCGAGCAAGCGAGAAACAGACCGUGCCGUUCUCUACUUCCGUGGUACUGUUACUGAUCUGUCACCAAAAUGACUAAGAAGAGGCGUAAUGGAGGACGCUGCAAGCACAACCGCGGCCAUGUGAAAGCCGUCCGCUGCACCAACUGUGCUCGCUGUGUGCCGAAGGACAAGGCCAUCAAGAAGUUCGUCAUCCGCAACAUUGUGGAGGCUGCCGCUGUCCGGGACAUCUCCGACGCUUCGGUGUACAGCUCAUACGUACUGCCGAAACUGUAUGCUAAACUGCACUACUGCGUGUCGUGCGCCAUCCACUCGAAGGUUGUCCGUAACCGUUCGAAGGAGGCCCGUCGCAUCCGUACGCCACCACAGCGAUCCUUCCCGAAGGACAUGAACCGACAACAGAAUGCUCAGCGAAAGUAAGCGCCGGAGCGCCAGUUGUUGUGGAUGCUCUGCUGCUGAUCGUCUUAGUGCGUGUCAUCUAACAUCAUCAAGACAGCGCUGAACGACGAUCAGGGAUAACAGCCGUGCGUGUGUAUUGCUUCGAUUAGGAUGGGAUUUGUUUCGUACCGGUUCGUGCGAAAAGAGUGUACUUUGCAUCCAAGUUUCGUGUUUUCUAGCAUUGUAAGUGCGAAGCAGAAGGUGGAGGAGAGUUGGAAAAUAUAAGGGCCACCCGUGCCGAAAGGAAUUCCAUCUAAUCGAAAC